Labrus bergylta (ballan wrasse) is the source of this 969-nucleotide messenger RNA. RefSeq names its product high choriolytic enzyme 1. The record is from RefSeq and is a predicted model, not a curated record. Lineage: Eukaryota; Metazoa; Chordata; Actinopteri; Labriformes; Labridae. Gene Ontology annotation, molecular function: metalloendopeptidase activity; zinc ion binding. Gene Ontology annotation, biological process: proteolysis.
AAGAUGAUCAUUCUCUCUUCAGGCUCUCAGGUCUGUUGCAGCCAUGUUGGUGUUUUCUCUUUUGGCUCUGCUGCUGGUGUCCUCGUCCUGGGCUGAGGAAGAUGUUGCCACCAUUGAGGAGGACACAUCCAGGGAGCUUUCUGUUGGUGAACUGCUCGAGAGAGCCAACAGAGACCGCCAUCCUGGUCCUGAUGAGCCCACCCUGAUCGGAGGAGACAUCGCCAUCAAGCCUGGCGCUGACAGAAACGCCGACCCCUGCACCUCCAGAGGCUGCCUGUGGCAGAAGUACACCGAUGGGAAGGUUUACAUCCCUUACUACAUCGCCAACCACUACUCCUCCAGAGAGAUUUCCAUCAUCAAGCGUGGACUGGAGUCCUUCUCUGCAGUUUCCUGCAUUCGCCUCAGACCCUACCAGAAUGGAGAUUAUGAGUGGCUGAGCAUCGAGUCCAGGGACGGCUGCUACUCCUACGUGGGCCGUCAGGGUGGCGGUCAGACUGUGUCUCUGAGCCGUCAGGGCUGUCUGUACCACAGCACCGUCCAGCACGAGCUGCUCCACGCCCUCGGCUUCAACCACGAGCAGACCAGAUCUGACAGAGACAGCCACAUCAAGGUGUACUGGGAGAACAUCAUCGAUGGCAUGGCGUACAACUUCGACAAGAUCAACACUCUGAACCAGGGAACUCCUUAUGACUACAACUCUGUCAUGCAGUAUGAGAAGUACGCCUUCUCCAAGAACAACCGUCCCACCAUGCUGCCCAUUCCAAACAACAAUGUGGCCUUCGGCACGGCCACCCAGAUGAGCCAGAACGACAUUGACAGGCUGAACAGGCUGUACAAGUGCUAAACAGCACGUGACCUUUGACCUGCCUGCCUGAUGAUGUCAUCGUCGGCUGAUGACGGAGACGAUGAGUUUUUCGGGUGGAUGGCAGUUUGUGUUGUCCUUUCAAAAUAAAGCUGCAAACUUCAAAA